Messenger RNA from Adineta steineri, 678 nucleotides. The record is from the annotation of a GenBank genome assembly. Lineage: Eukaryota; Metazoa; Rotifera; Eurotatoria; Adinetida; Adinetidae.
AUGACACAAUUUGGAUUAACAGAUUCAGCUAGUCAUCUUAAUCAUAUCCUUCCGAUACCACACACUCCAUCAUAUCUUAGUCGUCAUCCAAUCUAUCCAAAAGCAAGUCCGGAGAUUUCAACACGUACAUAUAAUCCAAUAUUUCCAAGUUAUUGGCAAAAAUCAUCGGAUAAUUAUGCUGUAAAAACUCGUGAUUAUCAUUGUGCAACAUACACAUAUCUUGGACCAGAAUGGUUUAAAGCACCUCCAAAAGAUUUUGCAAAAUAUAAAGAACCUCUUCAUCCAUCAGGAGCAAAUUCAAAUAAUAAUCGUCCAUUUACUGCUGCAAAUCAAAGAUCACGAUCUACUGAUGAUUGGUCAAAAUGUUUCGAUGAUUAUCCUGGUCGAUUUAAAAUUGCAUAUGCAUCUGAUGAUGAUGUGAAUGAUUUAUGUUUUAAAAAUAAUCUUGUUCAUUAUGAUUCAAGUGUUACUCAUCGACCAAGUCGUUAUGCUUUUCAAACUGAUAGAGAACCGAAUUAUCUUGCAGCAGGAAUACCAGGUCGAAUUGAACCUGUCGUAAAUCCAUUUCAACAAUCGGAAGCAAAACAUACUACAAUUGGUACUCCAACAUCAUGGUAUCCUUAUGGUAAUACACCAAUUCGAUAUCAAGAUUCUGUUAGCCAAAAUCCACGAUUUUAA